This is a messenger RNA of Rhinocladiella mackenziei CBS 650.93, 336 nucleotides long. RefSeq lists its product as uncharacterized. Gene Ontology annotation, biological process: mitochondrial electron transport, ubiquinol to cytochrome c. NCBI's taxonomy places the organism in Eukaryota, Fungi, Ascomycota, Eurotiomycetes, Chaetothyriales, Herpotrichiellaceae. The transcript is spliced from 4 exons. The record is from RefSeq and is a predicted model, not a curated record. Bases 1 to 336 code for a protein of 111 amino acids.
AUGCGUCCGACACCAGCUUUGCGAAUGUCCGUUACCCGGGCCUUACGAGCCAGCGGUCCCGACCCAAAGAAUGGAGUGUACCUGGGCCCCUGGGGUAAUUUUGGCACCCCGAAACAAAAAGGCAUUGUUACAUACUCGCUGUCACCCAACCGACAAGAUCCUUUGGCCGGUGCCUUCAAAGCAGCCAUUUUCAAUACCUACCGCCGCUCUGCCAGCCAAAUUGGUUACUGGCUUCCUCCUUUCGUUAUCGCCUACUUGAUCAUGCAAUGGGCUACAGAGAGAAAUGAAUACCUCAACUCAAAGCCUGGCCGAAUGGAAUUUGCCGAAGAAGAGUAA